AUGGAAAAUCUCCACCGACCAAACUUACCGGCAAACCCUCUGCCUCCUCCACCGACGCUGUCUCCGGUUGCUUGGUUUGAGUGCACAGCCAUUGAUGAUGUUGUCCAUGGUUCUCCAUGGUAUUAUAUUGCCUGCCGUGGAUGCAGGACUAAGGCAACGAAAGGCCAUAACGGAAGUAGCUGGUGUUCCAGAAUAUCUGUGUAUGACACCAAUGACCAUGCCACAUUUGUGCUUCUUGGUGAUGCUGGGUUUGAGUUGCUUGGGAAGCAAGCAUCGGAGUUGGUAGAGAGUUACUUUGAGGCCAAUGCUAGCGUGGGAGAUGAUCACGUAGUCCCGGUGCCUCAGGCUCUUACUGAUACAAUUGGCCAAACUCACAAGUUUAUUAUCAAGGUAUCGGAUUACAAUUUGACCGGGAAGAGCAAGGCUUUAACUGUGACUAAGGUCCUCCGUCCUCAGACUCCAGAACUUGAAAUCAACGUUGAAGAGAACCUGGUUGUUCCUUCGGCCGAUGAAGUUUUGCAGGAUCAAUUUAUUCACAUUCAGGGACAACUAUUGGAGGGUCGCCUUUCCAACAACAAUCAGAUAACUGAGCCAAGUUUUUUAACCGAAGGAGAUACAUAUGAAUUCUCAGGAUUCUCGGUUGUACCAAAUUCCCGUGAACGGAAAUUAACACCACUCCCGUAUUACAUUCAGAUCGACCAAGAGACGACAAUCUCGAACGUUACUUACAUAGGUCCCAUAUUUCCUGUAUACAGUUUCUUUACUCAGAGAUACAGAUCUUUACUGCGCUUAGCCACUAUCCCUAGCUACUUACCGG
Eruca vesicaria subsp. sativa (arugula) is the source of this 817-nucleotide messenger RNA. The record is from the annotation of a GenBank genome assembly. Lineage: Eukaryota; Viridiplantae; Streptophyta; Magnoliopsida; Brassicales; Brassicaceae.